Messenger RNA from Ilex paraguariensis (yerba mate), 867 nucleotides. The record is from the annotation of a GenBank genome assembly. Lineage: Eukaryota; Viridiplantae; Streptophyta; Magnoliopsida; Aquifoliales; Aquifoliaceae.
AUGGGGGACAUUACUGACAAUGGCGGCCCCCAUGACCCAUUGGAAAACCCACCAAAGAGCUACGCACUGAGUGGCAAAAUCAUGCUAAGCGCAAUAAUCAUCUUAUUCGUCGUUGUGGUCGUCAUGGUAGUCCUCCAUCUCUACGCUCGGUGGUACCUCCUCCGCGCUCAAAGGAGACAAGUCCUUGUCCGCCGACGCCGCAGCCGCAGCCGCGCCCGCCGCCGCGCCAACCUCGUCUUUUACGUCGACAAUCCCAAUUCCACCGCCACUCGCGGCCUUGAACCUUCGGUCCUGAACUUACUUCCAGAGUUCAUCUACUCCCCCAAGACCCACCCGGAAACGCUAGAAUGCGCCGUGUGCUUAUCGGAAUUCGAAGAGAAUGAGAAAGGUCGUCUUUUACCUAAAUGUAACCAUUCUUUUCAUGUAGAUUGUAUUGACAUGUGGUUUCACGCUCACUCCACUUGCCCAAUUUGCCGGUCACUGAUUGAACCGGUUCAGGCCGCCGAAAACAACCGGUCCGAUGUAGUGGUUUCAGUGGGUGAGACUGAACCGGGUUCAAGUUCUGUGUUAUGCCUUGCCUGUCCACACGAGGAGGAAGAGGAACAGAGCGCUUCUACUUCAAUGGAGUCUCGGAGGAAGGUUAAGGACAUGGUGGGUGUGACGAUAGAGGUGCCAAGAAGAAAUCAGUCAGGGGACGAGUUGGGACUGAGUUCACCAGCGAGUCAGGGGUUCAAAUCGCCUGGUGCUCGUUUGUUCUCUCUGAAGAGAAUUAUCAGUAUGAAUAGAAGAGGAUCCGAUACCGGGUCGAGCUCUGGUGGGUCGUCGGUGGGGACUGAGUUGGAUAUAGAGCGGGGAGUAGCGAGUUGA